AGUUCCCCUCACAGACACUCACACACUCACACUGCCUCUCUGAGCAAGAGAAACAAGGACGUCCUUCUUUUGCCUGGAAACUAGAGAUGUUAGGAACGAGCAGUUAAAGCCUCGCUGUAUCAUUACUGCUCAACUUUCAUUCCUGAGGAGUUAUUCAGCUUCUCGAAACAUUUGAAUUCGCUCGUUCAGAUCUGGUGACAAGGAACUACUUGAAAAGCUUAACCUGAAUGUAAUAUUUGGUUGAAGAAGGCAGGAAUAAAAAGCCAUCAUCAUGAAUUUUGUUAUGAAGCAAGCGUUGGGAGGAGCGACCAAAGACAUGGGGAAAAUGCUGGGGGGCGAGGAGGAGAAGGACCCUGAUGCUGAAAGAAAGGAGGAAGAAAGACAGGAAGCCCUCAGGCAACAGGAGGAGGAGAGGAAGGCAAAGUACGCAAAAAUGGAAGCGGAGAGGGAAUCGCUUCGACAGGGCAUCAGGGACAAGUAUGGUAUAAAGAAGAAGGAAGAGAAGGAGGCAGAAGCCCAGGCAGCCAUGGAGCAGGCGUCAGAGGGCAGUCUGACCCGUCCCAAGAAAGCAAUCCCUGCCGGCUGCGGGAAUGAAGAAGAGGAGGAGGAGAGCAUCGUGGACACCGUCAUGAAGUUCCUCCCGGGCCCGCUUCAAGAUAUGUUCAAUAAAAAGUAACAGCAUUCCACGACAAGUCGUGAUAAAACGGGAAUCAUUAAUGUCAUGAAAGCCACCUCCUCUUUCCCCUUCCCCUCUCUCUCUCUCGCAUUUGUUCUAAGAUCUCUGGACUCAAAUCGUGUGCCAUCACAUCUGUCUUUAGCUGCGAUACAAGUGACUUUUUUUAUUUUUAUUAAAAGAAUGAGGAAAAAUACAAUUUGUGCACUAGAAAUGUUACAUUGCGAACGCUCUGCUCAAAGACAAAUUGAAUGCCCCCUGAGUCCGGACCAUAGAGCAAGAAUAUUCCUCAUGCUUCAUUCAUUUUGUUUGUAAA
Messenger RNA from Rhinichthys klamathensis goyatoka, 989 nucleotides. Its product is annotated as complexin-1. The coding region runs from base 272 to 676 and encodes 134 amino acids. Gene Ontology annotation, biological process: neurotransmitter transport; regulation of neurotransmitter secretion; synaptic vesicle exocytosis. Lineage: Eukaryota; Metazoa; Chordata; Actinopteri; Cypriniformes; Leuciscidae. The record is from RefSeq and is a predicted model, not a curated record. Gene Ontology annotation, molecular function: syntaxin binding. Gene Ontology annotation, cellular component: terminal bouton; SNARE complex. The transcript is spliced from 4 exons.